Molecule: messenger RNA, 3340 nt
Organism: Nilaparvata lugens (brown planthopper)
Lineage: Eukaryota; Metazoa; Arthropoda; Insecta; Hemiptera; Delphacidae
Product: protein tramtrack, beta isoform
Exons: 6
Coding region: 558-1811 (417 amino acids)
Biological process (GO): regulation of transcription by RNA polymerase II
Cellular component (GO): nucleus
Molecular function (GO): protein binding
Source: RefSeq, a predicted model, not a curated record
GUUUUCAGAAGUGCCAAGAGAGCUGCCAAGGCAGGGAUGCAAAGGAGGCUCCUGAAGAAGAGGAAGGAAAAUGAAAUAAUGAAAUGGAUUGGUAUAUGGAAUUGUAAUUUGUAAUAGUUUUAUGUUAUGAUUCUAUUUUAUAUGACGACUAUUCAAAUGCACGACCAAAAUAAGGAAACUGGGAUAUUAACUCGAUAAACAAGAUUUGAAAAGUUUACAGUUCCAAGAUUUGAAAAGUUUCCGCCAGCACUUCGAAUCACAAUCAGAUGUUUUGAUUGGCUCACAGUACCUUGUUGCUAUGAUACGCCGGCUAACAGAAAUCAUUCAACAGCUGAUAGCUCGAACACAAGAAAAAAGAACGGUACAUAAUCACAAGGAGAAAUACGAAUAGUCUUAUCUAAUCGCAAAGUGAUUACUGUUUUUCGACGAAAACAGACACCUGCAUACUAGCAUUAACAGUCAUUUCAUUGAAACAGCCAAAAACUAACCUAUUGAAACAGCCACUAAGACACCCUAAAUCCAGCAUCCAACAUCCAGACUGACAAGUGGCUUGAGUAAUGGGGACUACUCAGCAGUUUUCAUUGCGAUGGAACAAUUACCUGCGGCACAUCAAAGGAGCGUUUGAUGCACUAAGAACAGAUGGAGACCUGGUCGAUGUCACACUCAGCUGUGAAGGCCAGAAAAUUCGCGCUCACAAAAUGCUACUAUCUGCUUGUAGCACCUAUUUCAGGGAUCUUUUCAAGGAAAACCCUUGCCAGCAUCCGGUUAUUAUUUUCAAAGAUGUGAAGUUCGUUGACCUGAAAGCGCUCAUCGACUUCAUCUACCAGGGCGAAGUGAACGUCGUCCAAGACCAGCUCUCCUCUUUCCUGCUCACAGCUGAACUGCUCGCCGUGCAGGGCUUGUCUGAUGGCUCCAACAAAGAUGGUCCCGAAACCUCAAAUACCAUGAAAGAGCCGUUUGAUCUAUCGCCACCGCAAGAGCAGCAGCAGCAGCAGCAGCAGGCGAGCAGCGACGGCAGCGAUCGUAGCGGCAGUCCACCGCACUCACCGCCAGCUGUCAAAAAGCAGCGCAGGUGUAGUGACGUCACUAGUCCGGCAUCAUCCGUCAUCUCGGACAGUGCUAGUGUUGGCGAACAUUCAGUGACAGAGAAACAGUGCUCACCCACCUUGUCCGACCGUUUGUUGUCUGCACCGGACCGUAACCGUAACUCAUCCGAACCGGUGUCCGUUCCGUGUCGGAAACCGGACAGUAUUCGGCCAGUGGACUUGAUCAAAGUAGAAAUGCCCGACUACUUGGACCAGGACAGUGUGCAGUUGUGUGGGGGUGGGGGUGGUGGUGAUGGUGUGACUAGUGACAUUGGUGUUGAGAAUCUGUCAAGGAGGGACUCCACGCCUUACCUACCUACCCACAAUUCACAGGACGAUCAUCGUGGUCUCAAUUCCUACCUGGAUAUAAGUCGAGUAAUGGGGCUGUGUGGACCAUCAUCAGCAUUAUGUCCCAGGGAUCUAACACAGGAACUAAACUCUAUGCCAUCACUGCGAUUAUCAGACCGCUUCCCGUGCAAAUACUGCGACAGAACGUUCAACACACUGCCAAUCCUGGAGAGGCACAUAGCUGCCAGACAUCAGCUCCAGGAGGAAAUGUUCUUCUGCUCGGUGUGCGCAAGAUAUUUCAAAACAAAAUGGAGUCUGUCGACACACAACAGUCGCUAUCACAAGGCCAAGCUACCUCUUCGCAACAGAAACGAAACUGCUGAGUCGUCAUGUUUUCAAAUGCAAAGACAGGUUGAGGCGGUACAACAGAAGACUUGAAAACAGUGAUAAAAAUGGUAUUAAUAUUGCUGUGAAGAUUUUUAGUCAGUGUGGAUUGUAGUUAACAUUUAAUUGCUCAUUUUGUGUCAUUGUUUCUGUGUUUGUCAUUGUUUUUGUGAUUUUGGUGUAAUAAUCAAUAUAUGAUUGUUAUGUUGUUAUUGUGUAUCAUAUUCGGUUAUUAUUUAUUGGUCGGAUUGAUAUUAUCUGGCACCUGAGCCGUAGUGAUAGAUUCGGGACUCUAAAAAUUAUCAAAUUCCCAUGUAGUUGAACUACAUAUCAGUUUAACAAAUUCUACAUAUAGUAAUUUCCUUUCAUACAAAUUCUGCUAAAUUGAAAACUCUCGAGAAUUAAAUAUUGAUCAAAGUACGUAAAACGGGAUAACCAAAGAAAAAGUCAACUUCUAGAAUCAUACAAAAAUUUGAAUUAAAAAAAUUCAGACAUAAUGAUUCAACGAAUAGCUUUAUUGGCGCUUCCUAUUGAAAGUCAUUUUAGAUUUUUAUUUUUCAGAUCAUUUUAUGAUAUUUUUAGUGUCAUUCGAACUAAGAGUUCUACAGUGUCUCAUCUUAUUUUUCCAUCUCUAGCAUGAGUUCAUGUUACUUAAUUGAUAUUACUCUACCUUUCAUACCAGAUCAUUGCAGCAUUAUUCAUAGUUAACAAAAACUGCUGUAUGAUAUUAUUUUACAGAAAAUAAAUUUUUGAAAAAAUCUAUUGAAGAAUGUACAAAACUGAAUGUGCACUACUUGAAAAGUGAUAAGCUUUAUUGAAUAGGAGUUUUAAACUAAUUUUAUUAUAUAUUUAUUAUUUAUUAAAACCGAACUACUGUAUUUUACAAUGAUUUUUUAUAGAUUUUACAUUAUUCAGUAAGUGAACUUAAUGCGUCGAACCACUCUUGUUGUGCAAUCCUUAAUAAUUGAGGAAAAUAAUUAUUGAUCCACUUGAAAUAAGCAAUAUUUUCACAUCAACUAAUUUGUCACUUCUUGUGCAAUCCUUAGAACCAACGUUCUUGUUCUAUUCAAAUUAUGAAAAGAGCCACAUAACUUUUAUAUGCAAUUCAUGAAAAACUGAUAAUGGAUUACAUUAUAAAAUUUAUAGUAUAUUAUGUUAAUUAAAGUUCACCUAGUAAUGUAUUCCAACAAUUUUAUAUUGAGGUGAACUCUAUCGCAUUUUUGUUAAAAUGGAAUUUUCAAUAAUUUUGAAUUUUAAGCUUGUAAAAUUGUUUCAAGCUUUAUAAUCUCUUUUUUGUGAGUUUAGAAAAGUGUCAAAUAUAUAUAUUUUUUAAUUGAUGAAUAUGUGAUAUGUAGGCUAGUAUUAGUGUUGUGUCAUGUAAUUAAGUUAUUCGAGUACUAGUACCAGAUUUGUCGUCUUAAUCGUAUUAUAGUGUUAAAUAAAUUUACUCUGAGCCACAAAUGGCAACCACAUGCUCUCCUAAAAUUUAAAAAUUGUAGAUUUCUGUUAUUUGUUGUAACACGUGCUCUGGACAUAUUGUAUUUAAGAAUAUGAACGCUCGAAGAGCUAGAAUAAUAAAAAGA